This is a messenger RNA of Phymastichus coffea, 2870 nucleotides long. RefSeq names its product cytochrome P450 6B1-like. Bases 156 to 1655 code for a protein of 499 amino acids. The record is from RefSeq and is a predicted model, not a curated record. The transcript has 5 exons. Lineage: Eukaryota; Metazoa; Arthropoda; Insecta; Hymenoptera; Eulophidae. Gene Ontology annotation, molecular function: oxidoreductase activity, acting on paired donors, with incorporation or reduction of molecular oxygen; iron ion binding; monooxygenase activity.
GUGAAUCCUUACAGUUUCGACAUGUAUUUUUCCUCUUUAUUAGAAAAAUUUGUCGUAGUUUACUGUGUUUAUUAGAUUUUACAAAUUGUAUACAAUUGUCAACUUUGUAUUUGUUCUAUAAGUUCACGCGUUAAAACAUAUAACGAAUUAAUACAAUGGAGCUUGGAAUUUUCGAAUUAUUAAUAUCAAUAGGAAUUAUCUUUUUGGGUCUCUAUUAUUAUACGUAUUCAAAAUUUGAUUAUUGGAUAAAAAGAAAAAUAGAAGGCCCGAAACCAAUACCAUUUUUCGGAAAUUUUAAAGACGUAAUACUUGGAAAAAAACAUGAUGCUAUGCUUAUUCAAGAAUUUUACGAACAAUUUAAAAAUGAACCUCUCGUUGGGAUUUAUUCGCUAAGCAGUCCAAAACUGAUUGUAAAAGACCUUGAUUUGAUAAAGGACGUAUUAAUAAAAGACUUCAAUGUGUUUGCUGAUAGAGGAAUCAAAAUUCAUGAAAAGGUGGAACCAUUUAGUUUACAUAUUUUUAAUUUAGAAUAUAAACGUUGGAAACCAGUAAGAGCAAAAUUGACACCAAUCUUCACUUCUGGCAAACUCAGAGAUAUGUUUUACUUAAUCGCUGAUUGUGGUACACAUUUUCAAAAUUACGUGGAACGUUUGGCUGAAAAAAGUGAUGCGGUCGAUUGUCGUGAAUUGACAGCUAAGUUUACGACUGACUCCAUAGGUGUUUGUGCUUUUGGGUUGAAUAUGAAUUCUAUUGCCGAAGAAGACAGUGAAUUUCGUAAAUUUGGUAGGAGUCUAUUUGAACCUUCUUUCAGAAAUAAAGCAAAACGCUUACUGAGACAGUUUGCGCCUGCAAUCUACGAUGUAAUCGGAAGAUACAUGCAGCCAGCCGCUGAUAAGUUUUUCGAAAAAUGUGUCAAAGAAACUAUGACCUUUAGAAAAGACAAUAAUGUAAGAAGGAAUGAUUUCCUUGAUCUACUUAUAGAUUUGAAAAAUAAUCCUGAAAAAAUUCAAACAUUUGAAUUAACAGACCAGCUACUCAUUUCUCAAGCUUUUGUAUUUUUUGCUGCUGGGUUUGAAACUUCGUCGACCACAAUGGCCAAUGCAUUACAUGAAUUGGCCCUUAAUCAAGAUAUACAAGAUAAACUACGAAAAGAAAUAAAUGAAGAACUUGAGAAGUGUAAUGGAAAAUUGACGUAUGAUAGCGUAAAAAAUAUGAGAUAUUUAGAUCAAAUUAUCAAAGAAACAUUGAGAAAAUAUCCACCCGUUACAAUGUUAGUGAGAAAAACAUUAACAUCUUACACAUUUAAUGACACGAAAUGUACGAUACCUAAAAAUAUGUCAGUUUUUAUACCAAUAUGGUCAAUUCAUAGAGACCCCGAAAUUUAUCGCAAUCCGGAAGUAUACGAUCCAGAGAGGUUUAGUGAAGAAAAUGAAAAAUCAAGGCACCCUAUGACUUUUCUACCAUUCGGAGAUGGUCCGCAUAAUUGCAUAGGUUCCCGUUUUGCUAAUUAUCAAUCCAAGGUUGGAAUUAUUUCCGUUAUUCAGAAAUAUAAAGUUGAAAUUUGCGACAAAACUUGUAAAGACUAUCGACUGAUUCCACAAGCCAUUAUUGCUAUGCCUAAAGGUGGUCUGCACGUCAAGUUAACAAAAGUAUGAGUUGAAGCUUUAGUAUUUUUCUCUUUCAAGAGUGACUGAAGAGGUUAAAAAUUAUUAUCGUCUUUUAUGUGUAAAUUGUUUAUAUUAGAUAGAAAGUAUGCUUUUAUUUAUUUUCUGAUGCGUAUUUUAUUUAAAAAUGUUAUUUUAUCAUCACUGCCAUAAAUCAGGUUUCUAAUGAAAAAUACUUUCUUUCUUGUGAAUCACAAAAAUAUGUUUCAUUAUUUCCGAUUGAUUUUUUAGUUAUAUUUUAUAUUUAUUGAGCAGUCUUUUUGAUUUUUUUAUUAUAUAUGUAAUUGGCUCUUUAUGAUGUUAAAAUCUUGUGAUAUUUUCAAAAUAUUUAAUAAGGAGAUGUAAAUAAUCAUAUUGUUUUAAUGUUUGAAAGAAUAAAUUGUAACCAUUUACUUUUUUCAAAGUACCACGUGUAUGUUUGAUUUUGAAACAAUUUGUCAUAAAUUAAUCUUUAAAUUAGCAUUAUAUCGAUAACGACACUUAAAUGUUUUGUAUAGAUUCAGGCAAAUAAUUUUUUAUUUUUCAUGUGUAAUAUUUUAUGAGAUUUUUUAAAUAACUGCAUGAUACGAAUGCUGGAAGUGAAAGUAGUAACAAAAUCCUGUGAAAUGUAAAAUAUUUAUUUAAGAGAUAUGAUAAUGAUGUACCAUAUUUAUACUUCAAUAUGUACAUAGAAUCAGUUAUAAUAAGGUAUUGUUAAACAAUUAUUUAAUAUAGUUAUAUAUAGUUUUUCUAUACUCCAUAUUUUCAUGUUUUUGUACUAGCAAAAAAAUUAGUUUACAGUUAAUUGAAUGUGCGUCAUUGAGUAAAAAUAAAUGUGAAAUUUUAUUUUUAACCGAGUUGCUCUUAUGAAUCGUGAAUAAAAAGUCCAGUGUCAAGUUCCGCGUUAAUAAAAAUAGUAGCAAUUAUUAUAAAAGACAGAACUGCAUUGUAAAAAGAAAAAAAUGUAUGAACACAGAAGUGUCCAGUACAACAUUCGUGUGGUCGACCAUGCGUGUAUUGUACAUUUCAGUAAGUAGUGUAAAUAAAUAAGCGCACAAACAUCCUGGCAGGGGCAUAAUAACGCACAUACGUGAUACCUAUAUUUUUCUUUUAAUCAUAAAUAUCACGGAAAUUCUUAUUAUUUAUUUAAGAAUACGAAAACUUUUAAAUUUAUUUAUUUUUAAUAUAUAAAACGAUGUACUAUGAAGAAUAAAAGGAUACUAGUCU